UCCUUCACGGCUCCUACUCGUGCCAUUUAUCGAACGAAUACCCAGGGAAUAAUGUGGACUAUUUGUUUGUUAAAAGAGCGCCACACAGAGAAUUCAUGUGAUGGGAGUUUUGGAUUCAUGCCCUGGAAGAUCGACACCUGUCAAUCCCCCAUCCCCGGCUCCAUUUUGCCGGUUUAACACCUCGUCGAAUUCAAACACCUUCAUAACGGCUGUAAGUGUUCCAUGUCCAUUAUAGCCGCUCUUCCUUUCAGAGUUCUGUACAAUGGAGGAAGCUCAGGCCAAGUUCUUGAAGACUGUCGAUUUCGCUAAAGAUUUCUUCCUAAAUAAAGCUUUUACGAUUUGCGACCUUGCAAAGAAGCUUCCUGCCAUUUGGUAAGUGUAAAUUGUUUUUUAAUUAACACACUAACCGUUGCUGUUAAUUUUACCAAGAAACUGGAAUGAUGGGAAUAUGUCGCUACCUUCCCAGCUAAUGCUGCUUUGCUUGCCGCUUUUCUUUGUAGCAUAAUUUGUCACAUUUAGGCUACUGCAUGGGGGUAAAUCACACCUCCGGACACGACAGCAGUUUUAAGAAAACACUGAUCAGCAAUAAACUGAGCAGCAACAAUUGGUGCAAGAACAACAAGCUGGAUUUAUUAAAAUAUACACCAAAUGCUUCUGAUCUUCGGGUCGAGCUUGGAGGCGCAGAGUACAAGACCAUGAAACCACCCACCCUCUUAAUCCGUUCCAGUGACAUUUAACCCGACACUUAGCGCGGCAGUAAAGAAAAACCUGAAUCAUCACUUAAAUAACACAAAGCAGUAAGUGAUUAUUCCCAACUCCUUCAGUUAAAAUGCUACUACACCGCUUGCUAAAAUGCUCACGUGUGGAUUUUUGUCGCUUUCUCCCCACCUACGUCGUCCGUUAUUCUUUUUGUGCAGCGAUUACUUCUUCGCUGGAAGCCCUGAGCUCCCCUAAGUUCUAUUUUCGACGUGUUUACUGCUGUGAUGCAUGAAGCCAUAAAUCUUACGUUUGGCUACGGACGACACAAAGGCUUUCGUAUGCAGAGGAGUCCCAGUUCACAGCCCCUCUGUCUCUCGCCUUCUUCUGAUUUUCCUUUUGGAGGUGCAACUUUUCCAUUUUUUGCCACUUUGCACUCAACGGGGGGGUCUUGCAUACCAGCCGUUUGGUAGCCAUUCUUCAUCAGAAAUGUUUCAUAAAUUUGGUUUGCUCCUUCCCCACUGUUAUAGAGAAGAACUGGAAUAAAACUAAAUAAAUUCAAGAAGUAAAGGCGCAUUUUACUCGUUUUAACUGAGAAUGUAUUUUAGCAUAAACUAAAUAAAAUCAGAAAAUAAUUAAAGCUAACAAAUUUUGCGUUAUUAAUGAAAUCUAACAGACAAUGGAUUGCGCAGACUUUGUCUUCGAGUAUAUUAAGACUUACAAAAAAUCUCGUUCAAAGAUUUAAAAAUCCUUUCAAUUUAAAAAAAAUGCGUUAAAUCGCCUAGAUACAUUUGGAAGAGUGGUGCUAUUGAAAAUCCUUUUAAAUUAGCCACUAUUAGAUGGAAUUGGUGGAAAACAUUCGGCCUUGUGUGGAUUUAAGGCACCACUUCAUUUGCAUAAUUUUUCUUGUCUAUGGUGACGCUGUGUUUCGGGGGAGUUCACUGGCUUCUGCAUAGUACUUCUGCAAUGAGACACACUUCAGUACAGCCCUUGCUACAUUUAAUAUCGGUAUGAAACAUGGGCAUUUCUUCAGCAUGCGAUAACUGCAGCCGUCGGAGCUGAUAGUGCUUAUCUCCUUGACCAAGAUUCGCUCGUCUUCCUAAUCUCGAUUUACCGAUCCACACUAAGAAAGGGAUUUCGUUUUUACCGGCGUAGACAUUCGGGUCUUCCUCUUUUUGUUGAUGACUCCGGCAAGUGCACGCGCUGCCUCGUUAAACUUCCCCUGGACUACCUUUCAAUCGAUUUUGUCACUGAAUGAGAAAAUACUGUGUUGUGCUCUGCAUUUGUCGUCAGAGGAUAAGGUAAGCAGGCCAGAAAUAGGCUAUCGGUUGUAAAUGGCGGAGUUUAUGUCCUGGUGAUUUAUGACCGUAUGACUUAAAUCUAGGUUCAAGAAGAGUUCACAAGCUUGCUCUUCCUCUCGUGCAGGACCUGAUAUGCGAAUGUUCAAACUACUCCUCUACAAACGCUUUUUUUUGUAAGCUUUUGAGUAUUUUUUCUGCCUGUAGUUUGAACGCUAGAAAAUUGAUUGCGGCUAUUUAUAGUCGCUACAUUUUUAAGUGUUUCCCUUUAACACAUUUCAAAAUCCGUUGUUUAGCUUGUUGUGCAAUUGAUUUUAACAUUUCGUUAGUUGUUAAAAAUAGAUCUCUCAUUUAUAAGUUUUUAAAUUGUUGUUUUAGUUGUUUUUUCCCUUUUAUUGUUAUUUUGUUACUUUACUUGAUAGUUAACAUAGAUAUUUAGUACAAUCGUCUUUGUUUGGGUUCAAGUUUUGUUUAAUGUAUUUAACUUAACUAUUGUUUUUCUUUUUUUUUCCCUGAACGCUGAUCCUUUUUUUUAUUCCCGCAAUACUGGUUUGACUGCGAGAAAACUCGUGUAGGGACAUGUAAAACACCCCCAAACCAUUCCAAGGUUUCCGCUAACAGAAAUUUUGUCUCAGUUUUAUGCAAUUUUAUGGCGUGGGGUAGAUUACUAAAUUAAUCAACUCAGCUACAUGUUCUGAAGCAUUUCUGACUUGCAUGUUAUCUAUGUUAAAUAAAGGAGUUACUGGGCUUCAUAUCAUCUCGCCUAGCUUUUACAGUUUAACAUUCAAUGCACUCUGCAAGGGCACAGCUAACGGGCGCUUCGGAACAUUGUUCGGUCAUAAGUAGGCAAUUAAUUGCUUAGGUGUUUCAUUACUACCUCAUUAAAAGAAUUUAUUUCAUUACAACAUCGUCAAAUUAGUUCAACUUUAUAUGCAGAGAGGCAAGUUAAGUAUUAAACACUCGUGGAAAAUGUAUAGAUAUUACACGCCCUAAAUAUAUUUUAAUAGUAUAUUUUUAUAAAUUGCAAUUGUAGACUGCCUUUAUAUAUAGUAAUGUUUUACGACUUUUGCUAAUUUUUACUUACAAAAAACUUACGCAUGGUUAUCAAAUUGAAGCUAUUGUUGCAGCAGUACUGAAAUUAAUUUGUAUACGGUUUUUAUUCCUUGUGGCUACGUUGCAUACGGCUAUGCGCCUUGGUUUGUUUAGCGAGCUACUGGCAUUCCCGAAGAAGGCUCGCUAUCACAGAAUACAUCCAUGGCCGCCGUCUGCGGUGUCUUGUCUCGGCCCACUGACCCCCAUACAUCAACCUAAGACGGCCUCGCGGACAGCAACCCAUUAUUGUGGGGUUGGAAGAAAAGUUCAAGACGUGGUCAUGGAGAUGAGCGCUCGGGUUUUCAGGUUCCUUAAGGUCUUCAAUUCAUCUUUGUUUUACACAUUCGAAGGUAGAGAGUGCAUUUGUUGAGUUUUUCCUUUUUGGAGUGACCGCAUACGGACCUGUGGAGGUUACAGCUAGAGAUUUCUUUAGAAGAUUUUAGAGUUCUACGUAAUCUGUGCAUUUGUUGCCCCAACAAAAACUCAAAGGCUAAUACUACUUCUUCUACUACAAUACUACUACGACUACUACUACGAAUAAUAAUAAUAAACAAGAAGCUUAAGUUCUGAAGUGCAAUGAGCUAUGAAAGAUAAGCCAGGUAAAAGAGCGCUUACUAUUUUAAAGGAAGGCAGUCAUCCUCACUUUACAAUGAUUACACGAAAAUAUUUAUUAUUAUAUUUAUAUAAUGAAAUGCGCGUGUCAUAUCGUUAAGUUGUAUUGUUAUUGGAAUAGCUAAGAAUUUUCAAACGUUACUUAAUAACCGCAUGAACACGCGAUGUGUUGAGAGCCCACGCUGGCCCCUGUGCUGUAAGUGUACCUUUAGGCUAAACUGUGAUUGCUUCAGAAAUGUCCUACAUAUUUCUCUCUAUAGUCUUUCGUGUCAGCCGGGUAUUGAAAAGUAAGAUGGAUCGACACCAUUUCUCCAUCUCACCGUGCUUCUUGUAACCCUAGGUCUACCCGAGGAGGCCAUUGGCGGAACGGCGUCACGUGACACCGGGUGCCAAUGUUAGUCUACAAGGGUGUCAAGACCCUGUCAGUUUCUGAAAUAAAUAUUGGGAAACGGCGAAAUGCAAAAGGCGACCUACUACGACAGCUCUGCAAUAUACAGUGGCUACCCAUAUCAAGGAGCAAAUGGUUUCAGUUAUAAUGCCAAUCAGCAGCAAUAUCCCCCAUCCUCUCAUGUGGAAAGUGACUACCAUCGACCUGCCUGCUCAAUGCUGUCCCCCAGCGGCGCUGUCCCUCUGCAGAAGUCCAGUGAACUCGCAGAGAGCUGUGUGCGGAGUAAUACAGCCCAGACCGGUCAGCCGCCUGUCAUCCCUGACAACAGUCAACAGCAGGCCCCCAUCACGGCGCCGCCGCCACCGUCUCCAGUUUCUCCGACCGAAAACUCCAGCAACAGCUCCAGUCUCCCCACCACCAAGAAUGCCACACAUGGAUCACCCACCGCUGCAUCCCGGAAGCAGAUUUUCCCAUGGAUGAAGGAGUCACGCCAGAACGCUAAACAAAAAAACAAUAGUUCCAGUUCAGCUGAGCUCUGUGCAGGAGACAAGAGUCCGCCUGGGUCUGCUGCCUCCAAAAGAGCUCGGACAGCUUACACCAGCGCGCAGCUUGUGGAACUAGAGAAGGAGUUUCAUUUUAACCGAUACCUUUGCCGGCCACGAAGGGUCGAAAUGGCGAAUUUGCUGAACCUUACAGAGAGACAGAUAAAAAUCUGGUUUCAGAACCGCAGGAUGAAGUAUAAAAAAGAUCAAAAAGGGGUGGGAAUGAUGCAUUCCCCCGGAGCUCAGUCCCCGAGGAGCCCGGUCGCCCCGUCGGCAGGAGGAGGAGGAGGAUACCUCAAUUCAAUGCAUUCUCUUGUCAACAGUGUUCCGUAUGAAUCCCAGUCGCCCACGUCUUACAAUAAGGCUAAUCAAAAUGCGUAUGGUAUACCGACGUCAUAUCCGGCACCCCUGAACAGCACUCUAAACAAUUGCCUGCCCUCCCAGAAAAGAUAUGUGGGUACUGGGGCAGCCACCCCCGACUAUGACACGCAUGGUAACUAUGGAACUCAUCUGCAAGGAAGCCCCAUAUAUGUGGGUGGAGGCUACACAGAACCGGUGGCGAACUCUGGGCCCUCCGUUUUUGGGCUGACGCAUCUCUCUCAUCCGUCAUCGACCAACAUGGACUACAAUGGCGCUGUCGCUAUGGGCAACAGUCACCACCACGGGCCGUGCGACACGCACCCCACAUACGCAGACCUUACUCCACAUUACUCUCAGGGAAGAAUUCAGGAAGCGCCCAAACUGACGCAUCUGUAACGACGUCGUCAGCGGUGGUGUGAUAUUCUCUAACUCCGUCCAAUCUCUUACCUCCUCACCCAUAGCUUUCUUUCCAUUCAGCAGCUUCUAUGCCUUGUUUUUUUUAUUGUUUAUGUGUGAUGUGUAGCUUAGUCAAGUAGUCAUUCUUGUUGCUUGGAUUUCUCUAUACAUUUGCUAUAGUGUUAUUGUUCCAUUACCGUAUACCUAGGAGAUCCAGUCCGGAUGCACAGAUAUGCAUAUUUAGUCGUAAACGUUAUUAUUAUUUUUUUAAUCAAACAGGGUAUCUGAACAAAUUUUAUCAUAUUCUUUAAUGUGAAUUUGUUCAUUAGUUAUUUAUCCCAGGUGAAGAAUUUUGUUUGCAUUUUGUUGCACUCCUGGAGGUUCCGAGAAUCACGCGCUGGUUAGAAAGGUCUGCGGCACGAGCUUCCGACCGCCACUGUUUGUAUUCUGAUGGACUUUCAAAAUUAUUUAUUUGUUUUAACAGAACAUAAGUUUCUAAAGUAUUAUUUAUCUCCACCAGCCAAUAUGUAGGCUAUUUCCACAAGGAG
Paramormyrops kingsleyae is the source of this 5932-nucleotide messenger RNA. It is a transcript of the gene hoxa3a, whose product is annotated as homeobox A3a. Gene Ontology annotation, molecular function: RNA polymerase II cis-regulatory region sequence-specific DNA binding; DNA-binding transcription factor activity, RNA polymerase II-specific. Gene Ontology annotation, cellular component: nucleus. The record is from RefSeq and is a predicted model, not a curated record. Gene Ontology annotation, biological process: regulation of transcription by RNA polymerase II; embryonic skeletal system morphogenesis; anterior/posterior pattern specification. NCBI's taxonomy places the organism in Eukaryota, Metazoa, Chordata, Actinopteri, Osteoglossiformes, Mormyridae.